AUUAUCCGAGAUCUUUGUUCCUCGUUAGCUUGUGUUUGUGUAUCCAUCCGGGUACCGGCGUUUUAACUUAAAUUUUGAUUGGUAACUGGUAUUUUUUAUCAUCACCACCAUUUGCUACCGCACGUGAGCAAAACAACUUUAAAUUUCUGAAGUAAUAAAAAUUAACAGACGUUUAAUUUUAUUUUCUCUAUCUUGUAAUAAUAAUUUGCAACGAUGGGAGAUUAUGGCGGGAAUAGACCUAGAGGAGGUGGCAGAGGUGGAAACAGAGGAAAUAAUGACGGGUAUCAACGACGCGAAUGGACAAAUUCAAAUCGCGAUCGCGAUAAUAAUCAAGGACGAGAGUCACGAAAUAGUAAUUCCAGUUACGGAGGCCAAGGAAAUCAGGAGUCAGUAACAAUUCAAAUCCAGCAGAGACACGUUGGUAAAAUAAUUGGACGUGGAGGCGCAACUAUAAAGGAUCUCCAGGCUCAGUCCGGUGCUCAUAUCAAUAUUGACAAAGCUCAAGAUGGGGAGAAUACGUCGGUCAAGAUAUCAGGAAGUGAUGAGUCAAGAGAAAAAGCUCAACAGAUGAUUAAUGAUCUGAUUAAUGAGAGUUCAUCAUAUGGAUCUGGUCAAGGUGACAGACAGUCGUAUGGAUCGAGACAAAAUGAUGGACAGUCUUAUGGAUCAAGACAAAAUGAUGGACAGUCUUAUGGAUCAAGACAAAAUGAUGGACAGUCCUAUGGAUCAAGACAAAAUGAUGGACAGUCCUAUGGAUCAAGACAAAAUGACAGACAGUCGUAUGGAUCGAGACAAAAUGAUGGACAAUCUUAUGGAUCAUCGUAUGAUAAUCAGCAAAAUCAAAAUUACAGUCACCAAGAUUCUUCAUCAGCUCAGUACGAUAAUUGGCAGCAGCCGGAGCCAGCACAGCAGCAAUCAAACUUUUCAUCUCAACCCCAAAAACAAGAACGCGAUGUUCUAGACUUCGGUGACUUUGACUGGACUUCUGUAAACGAGGAACAGAAAGAAUUUGAACAGAAACGCUGGAAAGACUUGAAACCACUAAAGAAAAAUUUCUACAACGAAGAUCCAGAGGUUGCUAACAUGUCCCCAGAAGAAGUCGCCAAAAUUCGUCUCUCUAAAAAUAAUAUUGACUGUCGCCGCAUGCUCGAGGAUGAGGCCGACCCCUCGAACAACAAGGUUCCAAACCCCGUGACAAAGUUUGAGCACGCGUUUCAUGAUUACCCAGAAAUCCUUGAAGAAAUUCGUAAGCAAGGAUUCCAAGAGCCCAGUCCAAUUCAGUGUCAAGCAUGGCCAGUCUUAUUGAGCGGUAGAGACUUGAUUGGUAUCGCCCAAACCGGUACCGGCAAAACCCUUGCAUUCUUGCUGCCGGCUCUGAUUCAUAUCGACGGUCAAGAGACUCCGCGUGAUAAACGUGUCGGUCCCAAUGUCAUGAUAAUGGCGCCGACAAGAGAGUUGGCGCUGCAAAUUUUUAGCGAAGUCAAGAAGUACAGUUACCGUGGUAUCAAAGCUACAUGUCUGUACGGCGGUGGGAGUCGCAAAGAGCAAGUCAGCAGUAUCGAGAAGGGCGUCAAUAUUGUAAUUGCCACUCCCGGUAGAUUAAAUGAUCUGGUGAUGGCUGGUACUUUGAAUGUCAGCGAAAUAAGUUACAUAGUCCUCGACGAGGCCGACAGAAUGCUGGACAUGGGAUUCGAGCCGCAGAUUCGUAAAGCUUUGAUCGAUGUCCGUCCUGAUCGUCAGACUGUCAUGACUAGUGCAACAUGGCCAGAUGGAGUUAGACGUUUAGUAAAAUCAUACAUGAACGAUCCAAUUCAAGUAUACGUUGGAUCUCUAGACUUGGCUGCUACACAUUCAGUGCGACAGACUAUUUUAAUUGUUGAUGAAUCUGAGAAAACUCAAUAUCUCCAUGAAUUUUUUCAAAGUAUGGGAGAGAAAGACAAAGCGAUGGUCUUCUUUGGGAAGAAAUCGCGAGUUGAUGAUUUAGCAAGUGAACUUGCAUUGGCCGGAGUUACAGCCCAAAGUAUCCACGGUGGACGUGAUCAAUUGGAUCGAGAGCAAGCUCUGGCGGACUUGAAAUCCGGAGAAGUUAAGAUUCUUCUCGCUACAGAUGUUGCAAGUCGUGGUAUUGAUAUUGAAGAUAUCACGUAUGUAUUUAAUUAUGACUUUCCACGUGAUAUUGAAGAGUACGUUCAUCGUGUGGGUCGUACCGGACGCGCUGGUCGAUCUGGGGAAAGUAUAAGUCUCGUUACGCGGGGAGAUUGGGCUGUUGCUAAAAAUCUUAUUUCUAUUUUAGAAGAAGCUAGUCAGGAAGUACCUGAAGAAUUAUACAAAAUGACCGAACGUUACGACGCAUGGAAAGACCGUAAAGCACAAGAAAAAGAUAGUGCUCGUAUGGAUGCUCACGGAGGAGGUGGGCGUUUUGGUGGCGGUGGCGGACGAGGUGGAGGUGGACGAGGCGGAGGCGGCGGUGGGUGGGGUGGAGGUGGUGGUGGAGGUAGACGCGGUGGCGGUCGAGGCCGUAAUGAUUACUCUAGUUCAUUUUACUGAUUACCACAAAUUAUCAGCUUAACUUCUGUAUUAAAAGUCAUAGAUUUUUAAACAGAAAAAAAUAAAAACAUUCGUCAAUUACUAUUUAAAGACUGCUUAAUUUCAAAGUACAAAUUAAUGUGUAACAACACACUAAGGUAAGAGACCCAGUACCCGAUCAGGAAAUCUGUUUUCUGAUCUGGUACUAGUUUUCUAAUUGGGUACUAGGUCUUACCUCACUUAAAAUUAUUAUUUUUCAGUAUUAGUAUAUUAUGAUUAUUAAAUAUUUAUAAUAAUAUAUUAAUAUAUUGUUAAAUGUUGAUGAUUGUUAAGAUUUUAUUAGAUUAAACAUCUAAGUCUUCCAGUCAUUCGCAUUAAUUUUUUUAUGUUGAUCAAAUUAGAUUUAUUUAUACUUAGAUUCUAAUUAGUUUUGUACGAUAUUUAGCAGAAUUUAACGAAUGUUUAAAAAUUAUUAUUUUCUUUUUCAUUUAUUAUAUUUAUGUACAUCAUUAAGAUGUUGAUUUGAAGUCACUAAUUACUUUUCCUACUUAAUUAC
Messenger RNA from Microplitis mediator, 3082 nucleotides. RefSeq names its product probable ATP-dependent RNA helicase DDX43. Gene Ontology annotation, molecular function: ATP binding; RNA binding; RNA helicase activity. Lineage: Eukaryota; Metazoa; Arthropoda; Insecta; Hymenoptera; Braconidae. The coding region runs from base 214 to 2547 and encodes 777 amino acids. The transcript has 7 exons. The record is from RefSeq and is a predicted model, not a curated record.